AUGGGAGAUAAUAAUAUUCCUCAAACAAAAUCUCAAGUUAGCGAGGCAUUACUACGCAGUUUUUUCUUUGAUGUUUUAUCAUUCAAUAAUUUAUCUGAAUUGGACGAAUCGAGCAUUCCAUCUUCUUUGGAAAAUUCUGGUCUACAAAGUCUUGUUGCUGAUAUCGGAAGACAUUUUGUGCCUUCUAGUUCUCAUGAUGAACAAUUAACAAUAAGUCUGCCGUCAACUUCAAGUGCCGUUAAUGAAGAACAAGCUCAGUUCAAACCUAUCCAAAUCCAAAUAUUUAUUGAUGCAAACAAUGAAGUUGAUGUUGAUCAACCGUCAACUAGUUCAUCAUUGGAUAGUUCGCAAAUGGAUUCUCUUCAGGAUGCCAAAGUUUAUGAAAGAAUAAGGGAAUUGCGUGAGGCAGGUCUUUGGGAAUCUACCCGUCUUCCAAAAUGUAUGGAUCCACCAAGGAGAAAAACACAUUGGGAUUUCUUUAUGGAAGAAGUUUUGUGGUUGGCAAAUGAUUUUUCGAAUGAAAGAAAAUUUAAGCGUCGAUUGGCUAGCAAAUUUGCUUCUAAUGCAAAAGCUUCAUGGCGUAAAAUCAAAGAAUUGAAAAGAAUAAAGACUACAUCAGAAUUGUUAAGGGAUGAGAAAGAAGCAAAACGCAUUUGUGGAUCAAUAGCUAAAAUGAUUCGUGAAUUUUGGCAAAAUGUGGACAAAGUUGUGGACUUUAGAGCAAAUGAAAUUGUUGAACUUAAAAAAAGAAGAGCUCUCGAUCAACAUUUAAACUUUCUUGUUGGUGCUGCUGACAAAAUAACUUCACUAAUUCAUGAAAAUUUUGCUACUCAAUCCAAUGGACGUUCUUCUACUGUUCUUUCUAAAAGUUCGGAUGAUUUUGAAAUGGACAGUGAAAGUGAUGAUAAUGAAUCAACACUUGAUGUUGAAGAAGCAAAUGGGACAAAAGGAUCAGUUGAGGAAGAAUUAGAUGAAUUAAGUAAAGAACAAGAUAUGGAUAUGGAUCAAUUACUUACAUCGUUACCAGAAGGCUAUCUUGAAUCCUUAGGAUAUUCAGUUCCUUCAAAGGAAAUUCAACCUGAUAUUAAUGAAAGCUUGAAUGAUGAACAGACUCGAACAACUGCUGAUUUAGAACAAGAGGAGGAAAGCACAAAUUUUAAUGAAAAACCAGAUCUUCGAAAUGUUGAUUAUAACAAAUUAAAUUCAGAAAAUAGUGAAGUUAGAAGACAACAACUUGAUAAUAUUGCUGAAGCUGCUUUAGAGUUUCAACCUAGAGGGUAUACUUUGGAAACUACAGAGGUCAAAACAGAAGUUCCAUUUUUAUUAACUGGUCAACUUAGAGAAUAUCAAUUAGUUGGUUUAGACUGGUUAGUAACUUUAUAUGAAAAGAAUUUAAAUGGAAUACUUGCUGAUGAAAUGGGCCUUGGAAAAACAAUACAAACAAUUGCAUUACUUGCUCAUCUUGCAUGCGCCAGAGCUGUUUGGGGUCCUCAUUUAAUUAUUGUACCAACAUCUGUUCUUUUAAAUUGGGAGAUGGAAUUAAAGAAAUGGUGUCCAUCAUUGAAAGUUUUGAAUUAUUUUGGUUCAGCAAAGGAAAGAGCAGAGAAAAGAAAGGGUUGGUCAAAAUCCAAUGCAUUUCACAUUUGUAUAACCUCAUAUAAGCUAGUAACUCAAGAUAUUCGUGCAUUUAAAAACAAAGCGUGGCAAUACUUAAUUUUGGAUGAAGCACAAAAUAUUAAAAAUUUUCGGAGUCAGAGAUGGCAAUUAUUAAUUGGAUUACGUUCUCGUAGACGAACUCCUUUACAAAAUUCUUUAAUGGAACUUUGGGCUUUACUUCAUUUUUUAAUGCCAAAUGUUUUUGCUUCACACGAUGAUUUUAGAGAAUGGUUUCAUUGUCCAAUAACUGGAAUGGUUGAAGGGAAUACAGAAGUCGAUCAAGCACUUGUUCAACGUUUACACAAGAUUCUUCGCCCAUUUAUACUUCGUCGGCUUAAAUCUGAAGUUGAAAAACAAUUACCAACCAAAACAGAACGUGUUCUUUUAUGUCAUUUGUCUAAAAGACAACGUUAUUUAUACAAUGAAUUUUUAUCUAAAACAUCGUUUAACAGUAGAAAACCUCAAAACAGGCAGUAUGUUUUCCGUUUUAGGAGUUAUUAUGCAAUUACGUAAAUGUUGUAAUCAUCCAAAUUUGUUUGAACCUCGUCCAGUUGUUUCU
Messenger RNA from Meloidogyne enterolobii, 2215 nucleotides. The record is from the annotation of a GenBank genome assembly. Lineage: Eukaryota; Metazoa; Nematoda; Chromadorea; Rhabditida; Meloidogynidae.